AUGCCUGCCGGAAAGGGUGACUCGAAGAAGGGCGCCAGCCUGUUCAAGACGCGCUGCGCUCAGUGCCACACCGUCGAGAAGGACGGCGGCAACAAGGUCGGCCCCGCUCUGCACGGCCUGUUCGGCCGCAAGACCGGCUCCGUCGACGGCUACGCCUACACCGAUGCCAACAAGCAGAAGGGCAUCACCUGGGACGAGGGCACUCUGUUCACCUACCUGGAGAACCCCAAGAAGUACAUCCCCGGCACCAAGAUGGCCUUUGGUGGCCUGAAGAAGGACAAGGACCGGAACGACCUGAUCGCGUAG
Molecule: messenger RNA, 306 nt
Organism: Sporothrix brasiliensis 5110
Lineage: Eukaryota; Fungi; Ascomycota; Sordariomycetes; Ophiostomatales; Ophiostomataceae
Product: cytochrome c
Exons: 3
Coding region: 1-306 (101 amino acids)
Biological process (GO): mitochondrial electron transport, ubiquinol to cytochrome c; mitochondrial electron transport, cytochrome c to oxygen
Cellular component (GO): mitochondrial intermembrane space
Molecular function (GO): heme binding; electron transfer activity
Source: RefSeq, a predicted model, not a curated record